CUAAACGAUUCAAAAGAAUGCAGAGAACCAAAGCAAGACAAAUAACAAUUUCUGCUAUCGGAUUGAAUUCAAGCCAAUGAUAGAUUUUUAUGCGAAAGGGAUCAUGGGAGAGAGCAGAAGUGUCCGGCAAAAUAGAUAGCGAUGGCAGUAAAAUGCGGAGAGCGUGGGCGUGGGGCCAGGGCGGUGGCCGACGUGGAUGAAAAGCAUCAAGCACAGAUGAUUCUUGAUAAUAGCGUGGUGUGCAUGCGUGUGCGUGUGCGUCUUUUGAUUGUGAUCCUUCUCUUGUCUUGGCUCUACAGUAGUCUUUACAAUGCUAAGUUAUUAGGGGCAAGAAUUAUAUUAAACUUUCCGACGACUAUGAUAUAAGCUGAUGGCGAUAGUCGCAUACUACGGAGCACGAGUC
Molecule: messenger RNA, 403 nt
Organism: Xylona heveae TC161
Lineage: Eukaryota; Fungi; Ascomycota; Xylonomycetes; Xylonales; Xylonaceae
Exons: 1
Coding region: 142-366 (74 amino acids)
Source: RefSeq, a predicted model, not a curated record